GAGGGAGGGAUCGAGUGAGGCAUAUACACAGAGAGACUGCAACGCAGAGCGAAAGGAAAGGCAAGGGAGGGAGUGAGGGACCAAGUGUGGGAGAAGAAGAAGCAGAAGAGCAAGAGCAAGAGUAAGUGCGAGAGCAAGAGCGAGAGCGAGAGGGGUUUCUUUCUCUUCACAGUGGCAGUGGAGUAGAGUAGAGGAGCAUCACUCACUCACUCUCUCAGGCAACGCAACGCACCGGACAGUUCUCGUCCUCGGCCUCGUCCUCGAUCUUACACACACACUCGCGAGUCAUGUUCAUGUCGUGAGGGAAACAGAGUGCGAGUGCGAGAGAGAGAGAGAAGUUGGUUACUCGACCGCAUCGAUUCCUCGCUGAAUCGAUUACCACUACUUCUGCCUCCCUCCACAGGCAGUUUCUCUAUCGCCUACAACGCGGCCAACUUGCUUCAGAUAUGGCGUAUCUGUUAUCUGAGCCUGGUUAUAGGUAACACGCAUCGAAUCCUUUCUCAGUAAAGCAUAAGGUCAAUUUCCACUCAGGCUCCUCUCAAGUUAGAGAUUGAGCAAGCAAGUGGUGUCUGGCGUUGGCUGGUGGUGGUUGUGCAUGCGGCUGAAGCCAUUAGAAACAUGGCACAGCCCAGGGCAGGAAGGAGUUUGGCGGAUCUCGAAGAUGCAGUUCUGCGACGGGUGUUGCUAGUCACAGUAAGACCUGGAAGCGAAGAGGGCUCUGGUUUACCAGUUUACUUGGAACAGCUUUCUGCGGAGCUGAUGAGCGAAGGGCGUCAAACUCUUCUCUCUCGAGAUGUUCUUGAGAGGGUGUUGAUGGAAAGAUUGAGCACUCUAUACGAGGGUUCCGAACCGCCCUUUCUGUAUCUUGUCAACUGUUAUCGUCGAGCAUUUGGAGAGAGCCGCAAGGCACAGACAAUGAAGGAUAAAGCAGCUCUUGCCGUGAUCCAGGACGCUUUGCAACAAGUAAAAGACUUGUCAGUGUCUUACUCUGUGCUCAUGUUGGUGCAUGCCAAGGACAACAUGUUCCCCCAGCCUCCUGAUGCAUCAUUUUCUCCAAACGCGCUGUUACUUGCUUCGUUGCUUGCUGACGGAUCUUCAAGUGCUGGAUAUUACGCCACCAGCAGUGGCGUAGAACCAUUGCCUCCUGGAUUUUUUGAAGGUCUUCUGAUGAGGUUCGAAGAUGAACCGGAAGGUUUCAGGAGCACUUUUGAACACUUAUACAAAGAUUUGCAAAGCAUGGUGAUGAAGAUGUCUCCGUUGGGUCCGUUUCAGCGAUGUGUGAGGACUCUGGUCAUGUUGGUUUCGUAUCCUCGUCUAGCGAAAAUACUGGUGGAGCAUCCAAUGUGGAGUCCCAAGGGUAAUCAUGUCAAUGGACGGGUUUUAGAAGUUAGCAGUAUUCUGGGACCUUUCUUUCACAUCAGCGUCAUACCCGAUCAUCCGGUGUUUGGAAAUGGAGAACCCAACGCGAGGCAACAGUGUUUUUCUGAUGUUUCAAGCCGCCGGGACUUGGCGUCUUCAUACACUACGAUAAAAACUGUUUUGCAUCAGCUUUACGAUGGUAUGCACGAGGUCUUACUGAAGCUUCUUCGAACAUCUGAGACACGAGAGUCUGUGCUUCAGUACUUAGCGGAUGUCAUACAGAAGAACGUCAACCGGAGUCAACUUCAGUCGAAUCCAUUUGCAGUUGCGAGUAGUGGAAUGUUUGUAAGCUUGAGUGCAGUCAUGCUCAAACUUUGUGAACCAUUUCUGGAUGCUUCUUUAAGCAAGAGAGAUAAACUCGAUCCGCGUUACGUUCUUCAAGGAGGUCGGCUUGACUUCAGUGGAUUGACAGCAGUUUUUGCCACAUCUGAGGAGUUGGGGAAAUGGGUGGAUAGCCGCAAUCACUCCCGCGCUGAAGGUUAUCGUCAAAUACAGCAGUUCGGGGAACAGGAAGAGAUGCGGCGUUUACAAGCUGAGGAGGCUUCCACUUCCAUGAUGAACAGUUCGCAAUCUCAUCCACUGAGGAAUAUUGCAUCUGCAAUAGACAGUAUGAAGUUUACAUUCAUCUGCGAAUGCUUUUUCCUGACAGCAAGAGUACUUAAUUUGGGACUCAUCAAGGCAUUAUCAGAUUUCAAGUCUUUGUUACAAAAACUUUCUAGGCGGAAGGAUGACCUCGCGGCAUUGAAGAACAUGCGUGGUAAUGGAGCUCCACCAAGUAUAGAACAAGACAUUAUUCAAGCGGAGGCAGUUGUUGAGCAGCUAUCACAGGAUCGUCUCUGUUAUGAUUCCCAGCUCCUCAAAGAUUUGGACCUGCUGCAAGAAGCUUUAUCUUACUACAGGCUCAUGGUAGUGUGGCUCACAGGCUUAGUCGGUGGUUUUCAUAUGCCGCUUCCGGUACCGUGCCCAAUGGAGUUUGCUUCCAUGCCCGAACAUUUUGUAGAAGACGCUAUGGAGCUGCUAUUAUUUGCUUGUCGUAUUCCAAAAGCUCUCGAUGGUGUGAAUUUGGACGAGUUUAUGAGUUUCAUAGUGAUGUUUAUGGGAAGCCCACAUCACAUUAGAAAUCCGUAUUUACGAGCAAAAAUGGUUGAAGUGUUGAACGGGUGGAUGCCUUCAAAAUGCACUUCUCCAACCUUGGUCAGCAGCAUGUCAUCUCUUUUUGAGGGACAUCACCUGGCUUUGGAAUAUUUGGUGCCGAAUCUGCUCCAACUUUAUGUCGACAUUGAGUUUACUGGAGCCCACAAUCAGUUCUACGACAAAUUCAAUAUUCGUCACAAUAUUGCGGAGCUGCUGGAAUAUUUAUGGGGUGUACCUAGUCACCACAAAUCGUGGAUGCAGGUUGCUGUGAGGGAGGAGAAGGGUGCUUAUUUGAAGUUUCUUAAUUUACUUAUUAAUGAUAGCAUCUUUCUCUUGGAUGAGAGCCUAAAGAAAAUUCCCGAACUCAAAGAAAUGGAAGCACAACUGGCUGACACUACUGCAUGGAGUAGGAGACCAGCUCAAGAAAGGCAGGAGAGAGAGCGACAUUAUCAUCAACAAGAACAUAUUGUUCGAAUUGACAUGAUGCUGGCCAAUGAAGACGUUAAAAUGAUUCAAUAUACUUCUGCGGAGAUUACUGCACCAUUCCUACUUCCUGAGAUGGCAGAGAGAAUAGCGGCAAUGUUAAAUUACUUCUUGGUGCAACUUGUUGGACCUCAACGCAAGGCUUUAUCUGUGAAAGAUCCUGAGAAAUACGAGUUCAGGCCUAAAGAGCUUCUGGCACAGAUAGUAAACAUAUAUGUGAACCUGGAUAGAGGCGAUUCACAGGGGAUCUUCGCAAGAGCAGUCUCUAGUGAUGGUCGCUCAUAUAGGGAUGAGUUGUUCACAGAAGCUGCUGGACUUCUGCGCCGAAUAGGUAGUCUUCCUAUGCAAAUGAUCGAAGCGUUUGAAUUACUAGGUGCUAAAGCGAGAACACAGGCGCAAGAGAUGAUGGAUGCGGAAGCUAUGCUUGGUGAUAUUCCUGACGAAUUUCUUGAUCCUAUUCAGUACACAUUGAUGACGGAUCCUGUCAUUCUUCCUUCUUCAAAAACUAUCGUCGACCGAUCUGUUAUACAGAGGCAUCUUCUAAGUGAUCAGACGGAUCCAUUCAACCGAUCGCUGUUAACUGUGGAAAUGUUGAUACCGGAUCACGAGCUUAAGAGAAGAAUCGACGAUUAUCUUGCGUCCCACUCAAAGAAGUGACGUUUCUAUAUUGACCUUGUGUUAAUUUAGUCUUAACCUGAGUUGGCUUGCUGCUA
Messenger RNA from Physcomitrium patens, 3749 nucleotides. Its product is annotated as putative ubiquitin conjugation factor E4. Lineage: Eukaryota; Viridiplantae; Streptophyta; Bryopsida; Funariales; Funariaceae. Gene Ontology annotation, molecular function: ubiquitin-ubiquitin ligase activity. The record is from RefSeq and is a predicted model, not a curated record. Gene Ontology annotation, cellular component: ubiquitin ligase complex; nucleus; cytoplasm. Gene Ontology annotation, biological process: ubiquitin-dependent protein catabolic process; protein polyubiquitination; ERAD pathway.